Exophiala viscosa is the source of this 1760-nucleotide messenger RNA. RefSeq names its product lactoylglutathione lyase. Gene Ontology annotation, molecular function: metal ion binding; lactoylglutathione lyase activity. The transcript has 4 exons. Bases 429 to 1760 code for a protein of 443 amino acids. NCBI's taxonomy places the organism in Eukaryota, Fungi, Ascomycota, Eurotiomycetes, Chaetothyriales, Herpotrichiellaceae. The record is from RefSeq and is a predicted model, not a curated record.
CAGUUCGGUGGAUGGGUAUAUUGAAUGGCAUGUAACAAUGAGGUCGACCGCUGAGCAGCCGUUCUCGCGAUUCGAAUGGCUGGUGAGAGGGACAUGACGGAGGAUGUGGAGGUCAAGAUGUUUGAGGAGACUUGAGUACACGUGAGGGCAAUCGGUCGCUAGGACAGUACAUAUAAGAUAUUAUAAGCUUCUCGCCUUUACGACGAAGGGUUUUCGAUCCUAGUCUGAGAUGAGCAGUUGACUCAAAGAGGCAUGUUAGCAAAAUGUAGCUAUAAGUGUGCAGCCCUGUCAGUCGGACACGGCACCACGGGGGAUCGCACGCGGAAAGGUGGAGGAGACCGAGGUGUGAGCUGUGGAGAGAAAACUGUGGGAGGCCGCGUGAGUGAUUAGUACUCGCGUGCCCCAGUAAGACAUGAUUCCACCGGAAGAUGAGUGAUGAAGGAGAACUGCGACACGGCAAAUGGAAGAGUCGCAGUCGAGAAGAGGGGGAGAAGUCCGGAAACAAUACUGUGGUAGAGAUGAUUUCGUCUGACAGUGUAGACUCUCAGCUGAAUGUAUUCGAAGUCUACCCCUCUAUGAUUUUAACGAGUUACACUAGUGAAGCUCUCAGAAGCCCCACGUCACUUUUGGUCCAUCACCAUCACAAAAUCUCAAAGUACAGACACAUGUUCUCUCGUCUAGCCAUCUCAUCUCGUCUCCAGCAACUCGCGCAUCAACUCCAGAUUCCUUCGUUCAGAGCAAGCCCAAUUACCACAAAAACAUACGCAACCAUGGUCGACCACUCGAAAUGGAAGUUCAACCAUACCAUGCUACGGGUCAAGGACCCUCAGAAGUCUUUGGACUACUACAAACUGCUCGGCCUCAGUCUGGUCAACAAAAUUGAGUUCCCAGAUAACAAGUUCGACCUAUAUUUCCUCGGUGAGAACACCUUGAACAAUCAGUCUGCGUACGAUGGUCCUAAAUCAGCCUCCCCUGGUCAUCACUUCUCUGACCGCGAAGGCGUCCUCGAACUCACCCACAACUAUGGCUCCGAAAACGACUCCAGCUUCACCAUCAACAAUGGCAACAAGGACCCUCACAAGGGUUUCGGCCACAUCUGCGUGAGCGUGGACAACAUCCAAGCCGCCUGCCAGCGGAUAGAAGAUGCGGGAUACAAAUUCCAGAAGAAAUUGACAGAUGGACGAAUGCGAAGCAUCGCAUUUGCCCUCGAUCCGGACGGAUACUGGGUGGAGAUUAUUGGACAGAACAACGUUGAUGCGACAAAGGACAUCAAGACCACAGAAACCUCAGCGUACCGUUUCAAUCACAGCAUGAUCCGAAUCAAGGACCCUGAAAAGAGUUUGAAGUUCUAUCAAGAGGUCAUGGGGAUGACUCUACUGCGCACAUCCGAACAAAAGGAAGCGGGCUUCACACUCUACUUCUUGGGUUAUCCGGGAGAUUUUGAGGUUCCGAAACCGGAAGAUACACCAAAUGGUGUCAACCCAUUGGCCCAGAAGGAAGGUCUGCUCGAGUUGACAUGGAACUAUGGUACCGAAAAGGAAGAAGGCAAAGUCUACCACAACGGCAAUGACGAGCCACAAGGGUUUGGCCAUAUUUGCAUCAGUGUCGAUGAUCUUGACCAAGCAUGUCAAUUUAUGGAAGACAAGAAAGUCAACUGGAAGAAACGGUUGACCGAUGGAAGAAUGAAGAAUGUCGCUUUCGUCCUCGAUCCAGAUGAGUAUUGGGUCGAAAUUAUCCAGAACGAGACCUUGAAGAAGUGA